Molecule: messenger RNA, 2270 nt
Organism: Sphaeroforma arctica JP610
Lineage: Eukaryota; Ichthyosporea; Ichthyophonida
Exons: 6
Biological process (GO): GPI anchor biosynthetic process
Cellular component (GO): mannosyltransferase complex; endoplasmic reticulum membrane
Molecular function (GO): alpha-1,6-mannosyltransferase activity; GPI mannosyltransferase activity
Source: RefSeq, a predicted model, not a curated record
UCUGGAGCCCGUAGAGAAGCCGUACGAUGGAAUCGCACAGUCAGUGCUCGCUGGGUUUGCCAGGUGGGACGGUGUGUACUUCACCCGCAUAGCGCUGUAUGGCUACGAGUAUGAGCAGUUCAAUGCAUUCUUCCCGGGUGUCCCCAUGGCGAUACGGGCUGUUUCCAGUACAGUGUUAGCACCAGCGCGUGGCUAUAUCUCCCAGUACUGGAUAGCCGUAUUGGCUGGGUUGUUGAUCGCUAAUUGCUGCUUUGUGGCCGCUGCUGAUUACCUCUAUCGGCUAGCCAUAUUGUUAACCAAAGAUGAAGUGAUAGCCUUCCGCAGUGUGGUUAUGUUCAUUGUCAACCCUGCGUCUGUGUUCAUGUCGAGCGUCUACACGGAGAGCCCUUUUGCUUUGACCACAUUCGCAGGAUUGUACUAUCUGGAAGGCUCGCACUUCCUGCUAUCGGGGUUGUGUUUUGCUCUGGGGAGUGGUAUAAGAGGUAACGGGAUUGUCAACGCGGGAUUUCUGUUAUAUGCCAUUGGUACCGAAUUUUACAACAGGCGCUACUUCCGGCUCAUCGGGUUGUCUCCAUGCUUCCUCGAAGUAAACAGUAUAUCGAAGACAGAUGGAACAUCUUGUACAACCAAUACGCUCGCUGAUAGUAAAGAUGAGAAUACGAAGUUGGGGCGGGAAGGGACGGUGAAUAGGCGUAAGAGUCUGACACGCCUCACGCUGGCCUGUGCAACCACCCUCCUGCCGUUCGCCCUAUUCCAGUACCACGGCUACUAUCAGCAGUGUGUCCUUCACCAGACUCCAAGCCCAUACUGUACACAGGACACCACACUGCUGCUCUACUCGUUUAUCCAGAAGCACUACUGGAACAACGGGUUCUUGACCUUCUGGGAGUGGAAGCAGGUACCGAACAUUGCGCUGGCAACGCCCUUGGCGGCGCUGUGUUGUGGGUUGGUGUAUACCUACACGGCACACGUACGGGGACACCUGCAGGUCACUCACGCCAACACCGCCGAGGAUAAGACAAACACCACUUAUAUACAGCGCUUAACACACUACAUGCUAAGAAGGGAUGAUCCUGCACGGCGUGUGAGCAUCUCAGUGUGUACAGCGACGCCCAUGGAUUGGAGGGCGAGUCCCCGGUUGUGCGUGUAUGUUGCGCACCUGGCCUUCCUGGUGGCGUUUGCGCUGGGGUUCAUGUAUGUGCACUGUAUCACACGCUUCAUCGCGGCUUCCACGCCUGUGGUAUACAUCCUGGUCGCACAGUCGCGCGACUGGGCAGACGUGUGGGUGGCGUAUGGGUUGGUGUACUCAGUGUUGGGUGCCUGUCUCUUUCCUAACUUCUACCCAUGGACCUGAUGUGUCUCUAUCUUGGCUUGUGCCCCUGGGUCGGAUUGUGUGUUCAAAGGUGUAGAAAAUUUUAUGCAUCACAUGUGAUUGCCUCCAGCAACACGACACGUGCGUGAAGUAUAGGAAUCCGAAGCGUCUCUUAAGCUAGCCUUCUUGAUUAAGUUUCCCGACGCGGGGGCUCUAGGUACUGAAUAUUUGGUAUACAUCCGAGCUAGCAUCCAGAUGCGUUUAUCGCUGAGCAAAAAAAAUGAAUGCUCGGCUAGGUAGCGUUUCUUUACCCGAGCUAUCUGCCAUCCAUUUGUAAGAUGGGCUGAGGGAGUCUUGAACUCGUGGUACGUACCCAACCCAACUACAGUAUUGAGAUAAUCGCGGAGAAGCAUUCGACGGAAAGCUCAGUGAACAAACGAACUGAAUUUAGCAUGUGAGACUCGUAGAGAAUAUUAUUAGGAGCGUCAAACCCUUGGCGCUUAUCUUGCUGUAUAGGCGAGUGUUCAAUACGUGCGCAGAACACCGGAUGGUGAUGCCAAACAUUGUUAUCGCAACAUUCCGGUCGAAACUAAGUUAAUAUUGUACACCAAUUCAUCUAGUGUCUAUUAUCACUAUAGGGUUUAUCAAUACUCAACUGAUAUAUAACGACUAGCACCUGCAACAAACACAUAUAGGUGUAAACAAACAAACGGCGACACAUCAACAUCCAUAGACAUUCGACCAUCUGAUUCGCUGACUUAACAGCCGUUUGUCCAACUACGGAACCAGCCACAUGCAAUUGAGGCAGAUCCUGUCAAACAGCUCGCAUCAUGUCUUUUCCCUGGGUAAACAGCACACGUACCCGAGUAAUAUUGUUUACCAGUAUGAAAGGAAGGACUUCCGUCUGUAAAAUCGCUAUCACAUCCAAAGAGCAUAGUUUAUAAACUUAGCUUUUGGC